This is a messenger RNA of Agelaius phoeniceus (red-winged blackbird), 438 nucleotides long. RefSeq names its product family with sequence similarity 162 member B (gene FAM162B). Lineage: Eukaryota; Metazoa; Chordata; Aves; Passeriformes; Icteridae. The record is from RefSeq and is a predicted model, not a curated record.
AUGCUGCCGGCGCGCCUCCGCCCGGGGCGGCUGCUGUCCGCCGCGCCGCUCCGCCCGCCCGCGCCGCGGGGAGCGGCGACCACCGGGGAUCCCGCCCGGAGCCCGGGCACCACCCGCGCUGAGCAGGCUCACAGGGUGGUUGCAAGUUGCAAACCUUCGAAGUUUGACAAGAAAAUCCUCCUCUGGACUGGACGUUUCAAGACAGAAGAAGAGAUUCCUCUGAGGAUCCCGCCAGAGAUGCUAGACAAGGCAAGAAACAAAGCUCGAGUGAAAGCCUGUUACAUCAUGAUUGGGCUAUCAAUUAUUGCCUGCUUUGCGGUGAUUGCCUCAGCUAAGAAGGCAGCGGCACGUCAUGAGUCCUUAACGAGCCUGAACCUGGCAAAGAAGGCCAAGUGGCGGGAGGAGGCUGCGCUGGCCGCGGAGGCGAAGACCAAGUAA